AAUCUUGAGGAGGCUGACACCAUGUUUUAUCAAGUAGCAUCUCACGGCAUCAUGGUUAUGUGAGGGCUGGUUCACUUCCCAUUCCGGUAUCAUGCCUCCUGACAGCUGACAUGACCACACAGCUUCUAAGAGUCACCAGUCUAGACUGAGACCCAAGACUGCACUGACGUCAGAUUGGUAUGAGAGAGCAAGUCGUUAAGUCACUAAGAUGAUGCUGUGCAUCAUGAAAUUAACAUUUCCAGAUUUCCUUAGGUAAUGUGGACAGCCAGAGGGUCCUUUUCUCAUCCUAUCCCAGUCUAUAGAGACCCAUCUCUUCACCGUCUGCCAUAUUGUCUCCCACGUGAUACAUGAGAGCCUGACUCAGGACUCUUUAUAUUUAAAUGGUAUUUGCAUGUAGUGUGUUCAUGAAUAACUCAAUUCAGUUGCUAUUCAUGCUUUUCCUUUUUCACCACACCGCCCAAUCAAAUGUGAUUUCAAGAUAGGAAGGGGCCAUCCAGUCUCAAAACCUGCCAAGCCACCCACAUUUCUGGCUUCACUGAAGGUUGUUCUGUAAUUCCCUGUGUCUCCUUCUGCUCUGGGUUCUAUAAUAUGAAGCUAGUAUUUUCAAAGGAGUUCACAGUUUGUGCCUCCAGAAUCAGACCAUGGUAGAGUCCUUCAGUUUAGCCAAUUCACAGAUAUUUUGCAGAGUUACAGGAGAGGUGAAGGAGAAAGCAAAGAGUGGAAGACAAGAAGAAAAUAGCAGCGUUCAGGUGGCAAUUGGAAAUGAGAACCGGUGAAGCGGAGAGAAUACAAAGCGGCUAUUUCAUGGGUAGAAGAUCGCGAUGGGGAAGGUUCACUCAUGAGUAGGAGAAGCUGAGUGAGGAAAGGACAAUAGGAGGGAGUAAGCUAUUGGCUCAGAAAACACUGGCUUUGGCUGACAUUGUGAAGAUCCUAAAACCAACCUGAGAACUGGGCCUCCAGAAGAGAGGAUGCUGUCUGGUGCUGGGCUACAUGGCCAAGGACAAGUUUCGGAGAAUGAAUGAAGGCCAAGUAUACUCCUUCAGCCAGCAGCCCCAGGACCAGGCCGUGGUGUCGGGCCAGCCAGUGACACUGCUGUGCGCCAUCCCCGAGUAUGAUGGCUUCGUUCUGUGGAUCAAAGAUGGCUUGGCUCUGGGUGUGGGCAGGGACCUCUCAAGUUACCCACAGUACCUGGUGGUAGGGAACCACCUGUCAGGGGAACAUCACCUGAAGAUCCUGCGGGCGGAGCUGCAAGAUGAUGCCGUGUACGAGUGCCAGGCCAUCCAGGCCGCCAUACGGUCUCGCCCCGCACGCCUCACCGUCCUGGUGCCGCCCGAUGACCCGGUCAUCCUGGGGGGCCCUGUGAUCAGCCUGAGGGCGGGGGACCCACUCAACCUCACCUGCCACGCAGACAACGCCAAGCCUGCGGCCUCCAUCAUCUGGUUGCGGAAGGGAGAGGUCAUCAAUGGGGCCACCUACUCCAAGACUCUGCUUCGGGACGGCAAGCGUGAGAGCAUCGUGAGUACGCUCUUUGUCUCCCCCGGCGAUGUGGAGAAUGGACAGAGUAUCGUGUGCCGAGCCACCAACAAAGCCAUCCCCGGAGGGAAGGAGACUUCAGUCACCAUCGACAUCCAGCACCCCCCGCUCGUCAACCUGUCGGUGGAACCACAGCCGGUGCUGGAGGACAACGUCGUCACGUUCCACUGCUCCGCAAAGGCCAACCCGGCUGUCACCCAGUACAGGUGGGCCAAGAGGGGCCAGAUCAUCAAGGAAGCAUCCGGAGAAGUGUACCGGACAGCUGUGGACUACACGUACUUCUCAGAGCCUGUCUCCUGUGAGGUGACCAACGCCCUGGGCAGCACCAACAUCAGCCGCACGGUGGAUGUCUACUUUGGGCCCAGGAUGACCACGGAGCCCCAAUCGCUGCUCGUGGAUCUGGGCUCUGAUGCCGUCUUCAGCUGUGCCUGGACAGGCAACCCAUCCCUGACCAUCGUCUGGAUGAAGCGGGGCUCUGGUGUGGUCCUGAGCAAUGAAAAGACACUGACCCUCAAAACUGUCCGUCAAGAGGAUGCUGGGAAAUAUGUGUGCAGAGCCGUGGUGCCCCGGGUGGGAGCUGGAGAGCGAGAGGUGACCCUGACAGUCAAUGGACCCCCCAUCAUCUCCAGCACCCAGACCCAGCAUGCCCUCCACGGGGAGAAGGGUCAGAUCAAGUGCUUUAUCCGGAGCACGCCACCCCCCGACCGAAUUGCCUGGUCCUGGAAGGAGAACGUGCUGGAGUCCGGGACGUCGGGGCGCUACACGGUGGAGACGGUCAGCACCGAGGAGGGGGUCAUCUCCACCCUGACCAUCAGCAACAUCGUUCGGGCUGACUUCCAGACCAUCUACAACUGCACCGCCUGGAACAGCUUCGGCUCUGACACGGAGAUCAUCCGGCUCAAGGAACAAGGUUCGGAAAUGAAGUCGGGAGCCGGGCUGGAAGCAGAGUCUGUGCCGAUGGCCGUCAUCAUCGGGGUGGCCGUAGGAGCCGGCGUGGCCUUCCUCGUCCUUAUGGCAACCAUCGUGGCCUUCUGCUGUGCGCGCUCCCAGAGAAGUACGGGAGGGACCCCCGGGAUCUCAGGGAGGGGGACAGAGAAAAAGGCCAGGCUUAGACUGCCCCGGAGAGCAAAUCUCAAAGGGGUUGUGUCGGCCAAGAAUGACAUCCGAGUGGAGAUUGUCCACAAGGAGCCUGCGUCUGGUCGGGAGGCUGAGGAACACCCUACCAUCAAGCAGCUGAUGAUGGACCGGGGUGAAUUCCAACAAGACUCAGUACUGAAGCAGCUGGAGGUCCUCAAAGAGGAGGAGAAGGAGUUUCAGAACCUGAAGGACCCCACCAACGGCUACUACAGCGUCAACACCUUCAAAGAGCACCACUCGACGCCCACCAUCUCGCUAAGCAGCUGCCAGCCGGACCUGCGUCCCGCAGGCAAGCAGCGAGUGCCCACAGGCAUGUCCUUCACCAACAUCUACAGCACCCUGAGCGGCCAGGGCCGCCUGUACGACUACGGGCAGAGGUUCGUGCUGGGCAUGGGCAGCUCGUCCAUCGAGCUCUGCGAGCGGGAGUUCCAGAGAGGCUCUCUCAGCGACAGCAGCUCCUUCCUGGACACGCAGUGUGACAGCAGCGUCAGCAGCAGCGGCAAGCAGGACGGCUACGUGCAGUUCGACAAGGCCAGCAAGGCCUCCGCCUCCUCCUCCCACCACUCCCAGUCCUCCUCCCAAAACUCUGACCCCAGCCGACCCCUGCAGCGGAGGAUGCAGACUCACGUCUGAGGAUCCCAGACCCGGGACCGGGAAGGGCGGGGGAAGGGGCCGCGCCACCUGCUGGCUCCCCAGAGACUGCGGGGGCGGGGGCUGCGCAGAGGACUCCAGAGGCGGCGGCCUCCAGGACAGCCCCCCGCCCCCAGCGCCUCUGCCGCCACCCUCCUCCGAAGCCCUGAUCAAGCACAAACUCUGGUCCCCAGCUGCAGCGUGCCA
Neofelis nebulosa (Clouded leopard) is the source of this 3507-nucleotide messenger RNA. It is a transcript of the gene KIRREL3, whose product is annotated as kirre like nephrin family adhesion molecule 3. Lineage: Eukaryota; Metazoa; Chordata; Mammalia; Carnivora; Felidae. Bases 991 to 3303 code for a protein of 770 amino acids. Gene Ontology annotation, cellular component: cell-cell junction. The record is from RefSeq and is a predicted model, not a curated record. Gene Ontology annotation, molecular function: cell adhesion molecule binding. The transcript is spliced from 17 exons. Gene Ontology annotation, biological process: synapse assembly; cell-cell adhesion.